Messenger RNA from Fraxinus pennsylvanica, 702 nucleotides. The record is from the annotation of a GenBank genome assembly. Lineage: Eukaryota; Viridiplantae; Streptophyta; Magnoliopsida; Lamiales; Oleaceae.
AUGGCGAUUGAAGUUUUCCCGGAUAGUCCGAGUGUCGGAAGGAGUCCCAGAAUCUCAUUUUCUCAUGAUCUUUCUCAAUCUGAUGCGGUGCCAGUGGAACAAUACAUAGGAUCAAGUUCAUCAGAAGGUAUGGAUUUUGAUUUUUGUGUUUUUAGGGAAAGUUUUGAGAAAGAAUCUUCGUCAGCCGAUGAACUUUUUUUCAAUGGAAAGAUACUUCCCAUCGAAAUCAAGAAAAGACUAGCCCCGGCUGCGGCACCACCAGUUUCACCACCGCUACCACCUCCUAUUCCUACACCAGUCUACGAUCACAUUCUCGACUCUAGCAAGAGCUCGAAGAAAAUUCCAACAGAAUCAGAAGAAAAGCAAAAUUCUUCCAAGUCAUUUUGGCGGUUCAAGCGCAGUGCGAGUUUAAACUGUGGCAGUGGUUAUGCUAGAACAUUAUGCCCUUUGCCAAUUUUAUCUCGAAGCAAUUCAACAGGUUCAGCAUCAAGUGGUAAGCGUUCUUCAGCUAAACAAUCACAAUCUGUAUCAUCAAAUUCAAAUACUACACAUCAAAGGCCUCCAUUGAAGAAAACUCAUACUUCCAACUAUGCCAACAUUAAUGGGAUUAGAAUUAAUCCAGUUAUUAAUGUUCCUCCUGCAAAUCUCUUCGGAUUCGGCUCGAUCUUUUCUGGUGGCAAGGACAAGAACAAAAAGAAGUGA